GUAACAAGAAUCGAGCUGAAGAUGCAGUAAGAAUGAGCGGCUGCGUGUUGUAUCUCGGAUGGGACAGCAUGUGAAUGCAUGAAGCGAUGAAGUAAGGGGUAUAAGACUGCGGGGGCUCUUGGAUUUGGAUCCGAGUGCAAAACAGAUUUCCGUUCUCGUCAGCAAGUUCCUCGCUUGAAGAAGUGAGCACGACGACUAUCGCCAACAACGCCUUGACAGUUGACAACCUCACCAUCACCACCACCAUAGCAACAAUAGCCACCCAAUAUCUGAAAGGUGUAAACCACCACACCUCAUCAAAAUGCCCAACACCCCGUCCAAACCAAACGGUACCACCUCUGCCGCCUCGUCCAAUGGAGACGACAAGGGCAAGAAGCAGGUUGAACUCCAACCCUCCUUCACACCCACCCUCCUCGAACGCCUCGGCAUCACCUCCUUCCACCUCCUCAACAAGUUGAUCCCAUGGUACAAACUCCCCGGUUUUAUCGGCGCCUUCAACCUGGCCUUUCUACGCAUCGAGCUUCGACAAUACAAUCUGCACGACGCCUAUGCGUCUUCCCAAGCCCAAGGCAGUUCCAUCACCGACCCUCUUCCCAACGAACGCUACCUGGGCGCUCGUCACUCCGAUGGCAAGUUCAAUGACUUGAAACAGCCAAAGAUGGGAUGCACGGGCAUGAGGUUCGGGAGGAAUUUCCCGCGGGAGGUUUGUGGAAAACCGAGCGAGGAGGAGCUGAUGACGCCGAAUCCGAGGAUGAUCAGUGAGAGGUUUAUGGCGAGGAAGGAAGGAAAGUUCAUCCCGGCGACGACACUAAAUCUGUUGGCGGCGGCGUGGAUCCAGUUCCAGACGCAUGAUUGGUUUUUCCAUGAGCAGGACCCCCACGAGAAGUUCAACGUCCCGCUCUCUGAGGACGACAAGUGGCUUGACCAGCACAUGCAGUUAUACGCCACCAAGCCAGACGAGACUCUCGACCCAUCCGACGUCAAGUGUCCCGGGUACAAGAACCUCAACACCCACUGGUGGGACGGAUCACAAAUCUACGGCUCCUCCGAGUCCGUAACACACACGCUCCGCAACCGUCAUCCAGACGGAAAGUUGUCCCUGGACAGUCGCGGGCGUGAGCAAUUUCUCCCUCGGGACCAGGAUGGAAAUGUCUUGACGGGCUUCAACGACAACUGGUGGGUGGGAAUGGAGAUCCUGCACACUCUUUUUGCGCUGGAGCACAAUGCCAUUUGUGAUGCGCUGCGCAAGGAGUAUCCCGAUUGGAGCGGAGACCAGAUAUUUGACAAGGCGAGGCUGGUGAACUGUGCAUUGAUGGCCAAGAUCCAUACGGUCGAGUGGACACCGGCGAUUCUGGCGCAUCCGGCGUUGCAGAUUGGAAUGGCUGCCAACUGGUGGGGAAUUGUCGGAGAGAAGUUGACCAAGAUCGCCGGAAGUGUUGAACAAACCACUACAAUAUUAGAAGCGUACUAA
Messenger RNA from Neurospora hispaniola, 1471 nucleotides. Its product is annotated as heme peroxidase-domain-containing protein. NCBI's taxonomy places the organism in Eukaryota, Fungi, Ascomycota, Sordariomycetes, Sordariales, Sordariaceae. The transcript is spliced from 4 exons. The coding region runs from base 302 to 1471 and encodes 389 amino acids. The record is from RefSeq and is a predicted model, not a curated record. Gene Ontology annotation, biological process: response to oxidative stress. Gene Ontology annotation, molecular function: peroxidase activity; heme binding; oxidoreductase activity, acting on single donors with incorporation of molecular oxygen, incorporation of two atoms of oxygen.